Molecule: messenger RNA, 2058 nt
Organism: Peronospora matthiolae
Lineage: Eukaryota; Oomycota; Peronosporomycetes; Peronosporales; Peronosporaceae
Source: the annotation of a GenBank genome assembly
AUGGACGCCUCCUCCCUCCGCAUCUCCAAGUUCGAUGGAACUAACUUCCACGCCUGGAAGUUCAAGAUGCAGAUGGUGCUGGAGGAACGGGACCUAUGGGAGGUCGUCAGCGGUGAGAUCAAGGCGGAACAGUGCGAGACUCAGUUGGACCAAGCGACGUACAAGAGGAAGUCAAGAAAGGCGAUGGCAGUGAUCUGUCUAGCCAUGGAAGAUUCCCAGCUACCGUUGGUCCGGUCGGCAAGUGGUGCAUGCGACGCAUGGUCAAGGUUGGAAGACCACUUCGAGAAGAAGAGUCUUGCCAACAAGCUGUUCUUGCGCCGUCGCUUCUUCACGACAAUGAUGGAAGAAGGCGACGAUGUGCUCGAACACAUCAACAAGCUCAAGACGCUGGCGGAACAGCUAGAAGCGGUGGGGGCUCCAGUCUGCGAGGACGAUCUGGUGAUCACACUCCUCGGCAGCCUGAGUGACUCGUAUCAAUUCUUGAUCACAGCUUUGGAGUCGCGCUCAGACACUCUUAGCUGGGAGCUCGUGACGUCUCGACUGCUUCAUGAAGAAAUGAAGCGGAAGGAGCAAGGAAGUAAAGGUGAUGAAGCUUCGCAAGGUCAAGCGUUCAUCACAAGGGGACAAUCAGCGCAAAGGGCGACCAGUGAAGAAGUCCUGGCCGUGCCACAAUUGCGGAAAGAUUGGUCACUGGAUGGCGGACGUGCUCAAGACAGCGGCGACCGCUAUCGAUCACAACGUGCAAACGUCGCUCAAGAAGAAGACUCGGGCGACUACCUCUUUUCGAUCGGUGAAACGACAUCUGCGAAAUCGAGCGACAUCUGGCUGGUCGACUCCGGGGCGACGCAGCACAUGACGUGCUCCAAGAAGUUCAUGCGGAACUACAAGGGGUUUGACGCUGUGGAUGUCCAUCUCGCGGAUGAUGGAAUCGUCCAAGCAAUCGGCAGUGGGGACAUUGUCAUGUCGAUGAAGACACCCCAAGGGAUGAAGAAAGGUGUGCUCACAAACGUGUGGCACAUCCCAAAGUUAUCCAGAAACCUGUUCUCGGUCGGCCGCUUCACCAAGGAUGUCGGCCCAGUGACGUUCACGAAGGAUGGGUGCUAUGGAGAAGCGAAAGGGACCAAGUGGAAAAUUGGUGCCCGUGAAGGUAAAGGACUGUUCAAGCUGCAAAUGACUCCAGUGGCGCCGGAACAAGCAAAUGCAGCCAAGUCGUCGGGAUGUCAAGGGGGCACCAAGUCGUACCUCUGGCACCUUCGGCUUGGCCACAUAGGUCACGAUGGACUCAAUUGCAUCGUGACGAAGAACAUUGGAAUUGGCAUCGACAUAUCUUCGGUGAAGAAGUGGGACGUGUGUGAAGGUUGUGCUCUGGGAAAACAGACUCGAGUGCGCUUCCAAUCAAACACUACAGCUCGCACCUCCAAACUCCUCGAAGUGAUUCACAGCGACGUAUGCGGACCGAUGUCGAUGGCAACUUUCAGUGGAAAACGGUACUUCGUGACAUUCAUUGAUGACAAGUCAAGAUACUGUGUCGUCUAUCUGCUCAAGAGCAAAUCUGAAGUUGCGGCGAAGUUCAUGGAAUACGCUGCGAUGGCCGAAACGCAAACCGGAAAGCGCGUGAAGUACCUUCAAAGCGACAAUGGGGGUGAAUACAAGUCCGACAAGCUGGCACGAUUCUGCGCGGAACGGGGAAUACAACAAAGGUUCACACCCCCAUAUACUCCUCAGCUAAACGGAGUAGCUGAGAGAAUGAAUCGCACGCUGGUCGAGUGUGCGCGUUGCAUGAUGAAACACGCUGGACUGGGAAAGAGCUACUGGGGUGAAGCAGUGAUGACGGCGAUGUUUCUUCGAAACCGCUGUCCAACACGUGCCAUUCACCAAGACAAGUCUCCAUAUCAAGUGUGGACGAUGAAGAAACCGAUUCUGGCCAACCUUAAAGUGUUUGGAUGCCACGCGUAUGUUCAAGUGCCUCAAGACAAACGCGCGAAGUUCGACUCCAAGUUGAUGAACUUUAGACUUCUUGGUCCGAGUGCAAAACGCAAAGUGAAUAUAUAUUUAUAA